UGCUCACUAAAAAAGACGUGGGUCCAUCCAUAUGGUGUGAGAUCGUGUAGAUAUCGCGCAGCAAGGCAAAAUAUUGCGACACAACUUUCCCUUGACGGGAAGUGGGUGGUCCAACUCCAGAAUCACUCGCAAGUACGUGACAAAAAUAAUAGCCAUCAUUUCUUUAACUUGUUUGGUCAUUGUUAGGUUUAGCCAUACAGAAAGAAUGGAAUUGAUCUAACGAACAUUACACAGGAACCAAAAUUGACGCCAGUUAACGUUAGCGAGUUGUCAUCAUGGUGUCUGCGAAAGAGGUCCAGCUGUUGGUGUUAUCUUGCCUCAUCUUUGCUCUACCCUCUACAGGAGAAAAUGGCAGCCAUUUGGUGAUAUCCCCAGAUUCCCCACAAUCUCCAGUGCUAGAGAUCGGGACUGACUUUGCAGCUACAUGUAUGAUCACCAACACAGAUGAAGUUACAGCAGAUGACCUCUACUGGACAUUAUCUGGAACUGUUGUACCCAAAGAACAGUACACCAGGAUCAACAAAACGGCUCUCAGUGUCACUGUCCCCAUCACCAGUGAAAAACGGGAAUGGUUAUUGUGCCGCUGCAAGAAUGUGUCAGCCUAUGUUGUCCUGAACAAAGGCAGAUUUAUGCACGGGAUCUUCCUUACGAAAGGCUAUCGUCCUGGGAAACCCGAGAAUCUGUCCUGCAUAGCAGUUCAAGAGGAAAGGUACAUCUCUCCAAACAUCACGUGUGUGUGGGAAGCUGCAGGACGUCAAACAGGAUUUGUCCCUACAACAUACACACUGAAUGUUAGAUCCAACAUCGGUAUGUAUAAUGUGUCGACACGUGAGAAGAGUGCCACAGUAUCUGUGGGCCUUUUUCCCAAUCAUGAAACGCUGGAUAUCUGGGUAGAGGCGCACAACACACUUGGAAAAGUAGAGUCUGAGCAUCUCAAAGAAGAGGCCAACUGGUUUGUGAAAACAAACCCUCCAUCAGAUGUCAGAGUCAUUUCAGAAAGGACUUUUCCCACCUCCCUUCUGAUAAAUUGGGCUCAUCCUAUUGAUGAAGUUUAUGUGAAAUUAACAUAUGAAAUCAGAUUCUGCCCAAGUGGAUCUCAAAAUUGGACUUAUGUACCGCUUGUGGACACUGCCAAAGGUAUACAGUCCUUCAGACUACAGAACCUUCAGCCAGACACAGUUUAUGUCACUCAGGUGCGCUGCAAAAAUGCUAUAGAACGUGGUUACUGGAGCAACUGGAGUACCAAUGCUACUGAGAGAACACCUGAGGACCGACCAAGAAGUAAACCGGAUUUAUGGAAAAUCAUCACUGAGGAUGAGAGCACAGCACGACAAGUGUGGUUUAUUUGUAAGGAUCCUGUGCUCUCCAACGGGAGGAUAAUAAGAUUUGACAUAAAGAUUCAAGACCACAAGGAUAGAGUCAAGAAUAGAAGUGGGGAGUUGGAGAGUAUCCCAGUCAACAGGUCGAAGGCAGACCCCAGCCCUAGCCAGCAGAAAAUCACUAUUCUUAAACAGAUUUCCCUGGAUGACAAGAAAUCCGUGGAAGUGUACGUCACUGCUGUCAAUUCUGUGGGAAAAUCUCCUGAGGCAUCGUUGGUCAUCACUGAAAAAGUAAAUGAGCUCCCUACAGUGAAAGACCUGAAAGUGCAGCGAAAUGGGGGCCAGCUGUGUCUGGAAUGGAAACCCCCUGCCAGACCUGUGUCAGAGUAUGUGGUGGAGUGGGUCAGUGGUAGUCGGAUAGACUGGCAGAGAGAAAAAGGAAGUACCAAAAACACUGUCAUCAAAGGCAGCCUGGAGAAGUUUGUCAGUUACACUGUAUCUGUGUAUCCAUUAUACUCUGGAGUGACUGGGAAGCCAGCGAGUAAAGAAGCCUUUCUGGAGGAAGGAGUUCCAUUGAUAGGCCCAGCUGUUAAACUUAAAGGUAAACCAGGAUGUAACGAGGCAGAGCUGGUGUGGAACGAGAUUCCCCAACACAGCCGACGAGGCUUCAUCACAAACUACACGAUAUUCUACACAAGUGGGACCAAAACACACAACAUAACAGUGCCAGCUAACACCACCUCAUACACUCUGAAGUCACUGUCACGCAGCACCAAGUAUGAUACUUGGGUCAUAGCUUCAACCAUCCGAGGCUCAAAGAGAGGCUUUAAUCACUCAUUUACUACUCUGAAAUAUGGAACAGGAGAGAUCGAGGGCAUUGUGGUAGGAGUGUGCCUCAGCUUUCUGUUUGUUGUCCUACUCACCAUGCUGCUCUGUAUCUACAAAAAAGAUGUGAUCAAGGACAAUUUCUGGCCUCGGAUUCCAAACCCUGGAGAGAGCACCAUUGGAAACUGGUCUCCUGAUUAUCCUCUGAAAACAGAGACACCGAAGGAGAACUGUCUGUCUGGCAUCAGCGUGCUUGAUGUAGAUGUGUGUGAUGGAAAAUGUGGGUCGGAGGACGACAAGGCCAGUCUGCCUCUUAAGAAGGACAAGUACCUGUCUGAAGAGCACAGCAGCGGCAUUGGCGGCUCCUCCUGCAUGUCCUCACCUCGCCAGAGUGUGUCUGACAGUGACGAGGGUGGGGACAUGGCUGAUACCACAGCCAGUACUGUCCAGUACUCCUCGGUGGUGGCCUCCUCCAACGGUUACAAGGGCCAGACCCCGAACUUCCAACCACAGCAGGCUAUUUUUUCACGGUCUGAGUCGACACAGCCCCUGCUGGAUUCUGAGGAGAACCCGGACAUGUUGCUGCAGGAGGGCAGCAGACAGUCCCAGCAUUUCUCCCGACAGCCCAGCUUCACACACACUGCAGGGAAUGAAGACAGCGCAGAUCCUGCUGACUUCAACCAGCUGGAGAUGGAGCAGCAAGUACUGGAGCCUCUGGACUUCUGUCCUCUGGAAGAGGAGACGACACCGACAGACGGCCAGUCAGCUGACGGGCUGCCAGCGGCCCUAGUCUCCAGCUACAUGCCUCAGUUGGGUGGCUACAGGCCACAGUAAGAACACAGACAGACCAAGAUGUGUCAUCUAUGUGAAUGAUUCUGUGCCUUUGUUAAUGUCAAAUGUCUUUUUGAAGACUGUAUCAGUAUGUCUUUUGCGCUUACCCAGUUAAAAUAGUCGAGGAUGCUGGGGGAGAGUACUCUGUUAAGUGCAAUGUGAAUUAGAGCUUGUAGCAGUAGUUUGCUAGCUUUGCACUACUGAAAAAUGAUGCAGCCAUAUCUUUAUUGUAACUCAAUGCCCAAAACAUACUCCACAUGUAUGUGGACAGUUUGAGCUAGCAAAUGUCACAUGUUGCAUUUCAAAAUGUCUCCUGACAUUCUAAACAUGACAAGAGUAUGAAGCACAGUUUCAAGAUGGAUGGGCUAUACAGCAGGCAGCUCCAGGACAAAGCUUGAGUGGUCUGUUGCCACAGAGCCCUCUUGGUGCUUUACCUCCACAGAUAUGUUACAAUAUGUUACCUGGGCAUUGUCUUUUAAGGUGCAUAGAGUAUGUUUUCAGCUGAAGUAAAUACACUGCACAUGAAAGUAAUCAAGUAACAAAUAUAAAAAAAAAUGGAACUGCCUUUAAAUGGAAAAUUCUAAUGUAGUAACAUAUAGUCAUUUGGUUUAAAGAUCACUCUACUGCUGUAACUGUUUAUUUCAUUUAUCAUUUCAGUUUUAGAAGCAAAUAUGAUUGUGUUCAGCCGGCAGUGGAGUAAAUGUUCAUUGUUCCCACAAUGUCCACACCUUUUACCCCAGUCUGUAGAGUAAGCAUUAUCUCUUCACUUCUUCUCAUCUUACAAAGACUCUUAUCCCAGUCACUGCGGACAAUGUGAACAUAAUGUCACUUUCUACUAACAUUAAACACAUGAUUUUUCCUGAUAUACAACUUAGAGUAAUUAUUGGGAGGAGGCUUUGCAUUGUUAUCAAUCACUCACUGUGAUCUGAGUCAGAUCUAAUCUCAGCAGCAACACAUCUUAAUGGCUUGCUUAACUGCUCUGAAUUGUUUCAAGGACUGCAGAGUUCAUCUGGACUAAAUCAUUUAAAAGGAAAUGUACAUCAAGGUAAAAACUUACAAAGUAUCCAUGGGAUAAAGUACGUGUAAUGUUACAUAAAAGACAAUUGCUGACUGAUUGUAGUGUUAAUUUUUCUCAAAACCCUAUUAUCACUGAACCAUUGAAGAGGUCACAUAUUAUCUGUUGACACUGUAAAUGAUUUUCAUUAUACAAAUUAAAUAAACAUUUGCAGAUAUAGAA
Dicentrarchus labrax (European seabass) is the source of this 4212-nucleotide messenger RNA. RefSeq names its product interleukin 6 cytokine family signal transduce (gene il6st). Gene Ontology annotation, biological process: cytokine-mediated signaling pathway. Bases 276 to 2978 code for a protein of 900 amino acids. Gene Ontology annotation, cellular component: signaling receptor complex; membrane; external side of plasma membrane. The record is from RefSeq and is a predicted model, not a curated record. The transcript has 16 exons. Lineage: Eukaryota; Metazoa; Chordata; Actinopteri; Moronidae. Gene Ontology annotation, molecular function: cytokine binding; cytokine receptor activity.